Camellia sinensis is the source of this 854-nucleotide messenger RNA. Lineage: Eukaryota; Viridiplantae; Streptophyta; Magnoliopsida; Ericales; Theaceae. The record is from RefSeq and is a predicted model, not a curated record.
CACCACCACUCUCCUAUCUCUCUCUUCUAAACUGAAUUCAUUAAUGUGGUCCCACACCAUAACCCAACUUUACUGAACCUUCUCCCAAGUUUCUCAAACCACACGAUCACGAUACAAACAACAUAAUCAGAACCUUCUUUCUUCUCUAUAUAUAUGCCCACAACACUCACGCCUCAUACAGCAAAUCUCCCACACGUACUCUAAGCAAAGAAACAAGUUGAGAUCUUCUCAUAUCAGCUCACUCUCUUGUUGGUUUAUGAUACAAUGGGUCGAUUUGUGCUGGCUUGCUUUUUCUUGGCUCAAAUCUUGCUGGUCCAAGCAAUGGCUAUCAGAUCCGACGGUUCUGAGCUUAACCCACCAACUGUGGUGGUCCGAACCAGCGACAAGUCACACCCUGCGGCUUUUGAUCGUGCCAUAGCAGAUCCACCAUCGAGUAGUGAGUCGGCAUCGGAGGGAGAGGCACAAGCGCCGGAGAUCAGACGGCUGGGAAAGCAUCACUCGCCUGAUAAGUCGGUGGCUGGUGGUGGGGUCAUCAUUGGUGGACUCGUCACCGCCAUUUUCGCCGCUGUUUACUGCUACAUACGUGUCACCAGAAGAAAAGACGGAGAGGAGAAGCACUGAGAAAAGAUCUGUGUUUUGGGUGGUGACUCUGCUUUGAGUUUUGACCCGAACAUGAAAGCGAGUGUGGUAGUAUGUAAUGUUGAAAGGAAAUCUGUGAAUAAUAGAUUAGAAUCAUACACUUAAAAAUCUUAAUUAGUUUGUUCAUGUAAGGGUUAGGAAGUGUUUGUAAGGGAAAUACGAAUUGAGAAAUCUUUGAAAUUAGUUUCUAUUUUAGAUUGAAAUUACUUGAUUAA